AUGGCCCUGGUCACAGUAAGCCGCUCGCCCCCGGCCAGCGGCCAGUCCACGCCUGUGGGGCCCACGCAGGACCAGGUGUCCCAGCGCAGAAGCCGGCUCCAGCGAAGGCAGAGCUUUGCAGUACUCCGAGGGGCUGUCCUGGGACUGCAGGAUGGAGGGGAUGAUGGAGAUGCCCCCAGGCCCAGCCCGGAACCAGCAGAGGAGCCCCCCGGGGAAGGGCAGCCUCACGGGGACCAGACAGACAACGGGCACGGACCCCCGAGUCCUGGCAAGCAGGAGCAGAGUCAACACCUGCACCUCAUGGUGGAGCUGCUGAGGCCACAGGACGACAUCCGCCUGGCAGCCCAGCUGGAGGCGGCUCGGGCCCCCCGGCUCCGCUACCUGCUGGUCGUUUCCACCAGAGAAGGUCUGAGUCAGGAUGAGACAGUCCUUCUGGGCGUGGACUUCCCUGACAGCAGCUCCCCCAGCUGCACCUUAGGCCUGGUCCUGCCUCUCUGGAGUGACACCCAGGUGUACCUAGAUGGAGACGGGGGCUUCAGUGUGACGUCCGGGGGGCAGAGUCGGAUCUUCAAGCCUGUCUCCAUUCAGACCAUGUGGGCCACACUCCAGGUGUUGCACCAGGCGUGUGAGGCGGCUCUCAGCAGUGGUCUUGUGCCAGGGGGCAGUGCCCUCGCCUGGGCCAGCCACUACCAGGACAGACUGAGCUCUGACCAGAGCUGUCUCAACGAGUGGACAGCCAUGGCCGACCUGGAGUCUCUGCGGCCUCCCUGCGUGGAGCCCAGCCGACCCUCAGAGCAGCAGCAGAUGGAACAGGCCAUCCGGGCCGAGCUGUGGGAGGUGCUGGAUGCCAGUGACCUGGACAACGUCACUUCCAAAGAGAUCCGCCAAGCCCUGGAGCUGCGUUUGGGAUGCCCUCUCCAGCAGUACCGUGACUUCAUCGACAACCAGAUGCUGCUGCUCAUGGCCCAGCAAGAUCGGGCGUCCCGCAUCUUCCCCCACCUCUACCUGGGCUCAGAGUGGAACGCAGCGAACCUGGAGGAGCUGCAGAGAAACAGGGUGAGCCACAUCUUGAACAUGGCCCGUGAGAUCGACAACUUCUACCCCGAGCGCUUCACCUACCACAACGUGCGCCUCUGGGAUGAGGAGUCGGCCCAGCUGCUGCCCCACUGGAAGGAGACACACCGCUUCGUGGAGGCCGCCAGAGCGCAGGGCACCCGGGUGCUCGUCCACUGCAAGAUGGGCGUCAGCCGCUCGGCUGCCACAGUGAUCGCCUACGCCAUGAAGCAGUAUGGCUGGAGCCUGGAGCAGGCUCUGCGCCACGUGCAGGAGCUCCGGCCCAUCGCCCGCCCCAACCCCGGCUUCCUGCGCCAGCUGCAGACCUACCAGGGCAUUCUGACUGCUAGCCGGCAGAGUCAUGUCUGGGAGCAGAAAGCAGGUGGGGCCUCCCCAGAGGAGCCCCUGGCCCCCGAGGUCUCUACACCGUUCCCACCUCUUCAGCCAGAACCGGGGGGCAGUGGGGAGCUGAAUGCCGUGGGGUCAGAGGACAGCCAGGCAGCCCCAAAAGAAGCGCCUGGGUCACGGCCCCGUAUCAACCUCCGUGGGGUCAUGAGGUCCAUUAGCCUCCUGGAGCCACCCUCCGAGCUGGACAGCCCCUCCGGCGAUGCUGACCUGCCAGAGGUUUUCUCUUCAAAAGAAUCUUCAGAUGAGGAGCCUCCCCAGCCCUUCCCUCAGCCCUCAAGUGCCAAGGGAGGCCGGCAGGUCCGCAGGGGGCCUUGGCCUGCCCUGAAGUCCCGCCAGUCGGUGGCAGCCCUCAACAGCGCCGCCCUAGUGGCCAGCCGGACCCGGGCCUUCCAGGAGCAGGGGGAGGCCGGCUGUGCAUCCACACCCAGGCACCAGAAGAUUGUAAGGCAGGCCAGCGUGGAUAGCAGUGGGGAGGAGGGCGAGGCGUGA
Messenger RNA from Rangifer tarandus platyrhynchus (Svalbard reindeer), 1950 nucleotides. NCBI's taxonomy places the organism in Eukaryota, Metazoa, Chordata, Mammalia, Artiodactyla, Cervidae. The record is from the annotation of a GenBank genome assembly.